This is a messenger RNA of Daphnia pulicaria, 2374 nucleotides long. It is a transcript of the gene Klp64D, whose product is annotated as kinesin-like protein KIF3A. The record is from RefSeq and is a predicted model, not a curated record. Gene Ontology annotation, molecular function: ATP binding; microtubule binding; microtubule motor activity. The coding region runs from base 186 to 2252 and encodes 688 amino acids. The transcript has 12 exons. Lineage: Eukaryota; Metazoa; Arthropoda; Branchiopoda; Diplostraca; Daphniidae. Gene Ontology annotation, biological process: microtubule-based movement.
CACCGAUCAAUUACUUCUGAAUCUCCCAUAGCAACGCAACGUCAACAGUAUCGAUUAAUUUGUCUUCUGCUAGAAUCUGGUAGAAACAUGCGAUUCUCAAUUUAUUACCAGUGAUCUAAAAGGGUGGGGUUUGAUCUCAUAUAGAUCUCAUUUGAGAAUUGCCAGUUAUUUUCAUGUGCUGGUAAAUGAUGGACACCAGCUCUAUAUCCGAAAAUGUCAAAGUUGUGGUCAGAGUGAGACCACUGAGCGAAACUGAGAAGACUGCCGGUUACAAAACCGUCGUCAAAGUUGAUUCAGUUAAUAAUACUAUUAUUCUUCGAGCCCAAAAUAAUGGUGCUAAUGGGACUGGUCAAUCGUACAAUGAUGUGGACAGAAGCUUUGUGUUUGAUUCUGUAUUCGGACAAGAAUCUUCUCAGAUGGAAGUCUACAACCAUGCUGCAAGACCUCUAGUUCAGAAUGUUCUGGAAGGAUAUAAUGGCACAAUAUUUGCCUACGGGCAAACUGGGACAGGCAAAACAUUCACCAUGGAGGGCAACCCUCAAGCCCCUGAACUGAGGGGAAUCAUUCCAAAUUCAUUUGCACACAUCUUUGGCCAUAUAGCCAAAGAAUCAGAAAGAAAAAAGUUCUUAGUUCGUGUCUCUUACCUUGAAAUCUACAAUGAAGAAGUCAGGGAUUUACUGAGCAAGAACCAAAAUGUCCAUCUGGAAAUCAAAGAAAGGCCCGACGUUGGCGUCUAUGUCAAAGAUCUGUCUACUUAUGUUGUGAAUAACGCCGAAGACAUGGAGCGUAUAAUGACGAUGGGCAACAAAAAUAGAUCGGUGGGUGCUACCCAAAUGAACAUCCAUUCAUCGCGUUCUCACGCCAUUUUCACUGUUGCCGUCGAGUGCAGCGAGAAAGGAAUAGAUGGAAACAGCACUCUUCAUGUCGGGCGACUUAAUCUGGUGGACUUGGCUGGAAGUGAACGACAGACCAAAAGUGGAGCUUCAGGUCUUCGACUUCGAGAAGCAUCCAAGAUCAAUUGGUCAUUAUCUACAUUGGGAAAUGUAAUUUCAUCUUUGGCUGAUGGCAAGGCCUCUCACGUUCCAUACCGCAAUUCCAAGCUAACUAGGCUGUUGCAAGAUUCUCUAGGUGGAAACGCCAAAACCCUCAUGUGCGCAAAUAUCGGACCCGCAUCUUUCAACUUUGAUGAAACUUUGAACACACUUCGUUACGCAAGCCGAGCAAAAAAUAUCAAAAACAAAGCUCGUAUCAACGAGGAUCCUAAGGAUGCGUUGCUCAAGCAAUUCCAAAGAGAGAUUGAAGAGCUUCGUAGACAGUUGGAAGAAGUUGGUAGUGCCAGUUCGGACGAAAGUGGCGAAGAAAACUACGAGCUGCGCAAAGAUAAGAAACGAAAACCGCGGACGGAGAGUGAACGAGCUGCCAUCAAAGCCAAGAUUGAUGAGGAGCGAAGAAUGGUUAUGGAAAGUAGCCAACUAGCGGAGGAGGAGCGCAAAAAAGUGGCCCAAACUUUGGCGGAACAAGAGAAAGAAUUGCAGACUGCUGCGGAAGAAGAAAUGCGUCUGAGACAGAAACUAGCUUCACUUGAAAGCAAAGUCAUCGUAGGAGGUGAGAAUUUGCUUGACAGGGUGGAACAACAGGCCAGUUUGCUAGAGGAUGCGAGAAAAGAGCUGGAGAAACGAAAGGCCAAAGAAGAUUUGCUGCGCCAACAGUUGCAAGAGAAAGAAGCCGAGCGGAUAGAUAUGGAAGAGCGUUACAGCUCGUUGCAAGAAGAGGUGCAGGGUAAGACGAGAAAACUGCGCAAAGUCUGGACGCUACUUCACUCGUCCAAGAGCGAGAUUGAAGAUAUGAGGCAGGAACAUCAGACACAAAUGGAACAACUCCUCGAGGGUGUACGACAGCUCUCUAAAGAAUUAAAGCUUUCUACUUUGCUCGUCGACGAAUACAUCCCGGCUGCGUAUCAGCAAAUCAUCGAACAACAUGUAAACUGGAGUGAAGAGUACGGUGAAUGGCAACUGAGAGGCGUGGCCUAUGCUGGAAAUAACAUCAACCAGUACAAUUCUCCUCGACGAUCUGCCCGCUCCACCUACAGACCUGAACUGGAUCUCAGUUACGUGUAUCUCUCAUAUGACGACAUCAUUGGCUUAUCUGAUCCUGUUCGUCCUAAAUCAGCGAAAAUGAAAUCUCGGUCGGCGACCAGUGCGCGCCUUACAGGAAAAGGUGCUCGCACCCCCUCAGCUCAGCGGACAAAAUAAAACUUUCCUUGAAUACUCGCUAGUCAAAACUACACCCAAAUGUGCUACACAACUAUAAUUUGAUAUGUCUAACUUUUCAGCUUAUGGAACAACUAAAUACAACGCAAUUGUUCCGUGACAAC